Molecule: messenger RNA, 918 nt
Organism: Fonsecaea multimorphosa CBS 102226
Lineage: Eukaryota; Fungi; Ascomycota; Eurotiomycetes; Chaetothyriales; Herpotrichiellaceae
Exons: 3
Coding region: 1-918 (305 amino acids)
Molecular function (GO): catalytic activity
Source: RefSeq, a predicted model, not a curated record
AUGGGGUCUUACUCGGCACCUGUUAACGCAGCUGCAGUUCUGCGCCAUCGUCUUGCCAAUGAAGCAGACAUUAUUGUCUGCCCGGGGGUAUACGACGGCCUCACUGCCAGAAUUGCUCUUCAUGCAGGUUUCGAUGCUUUGUAUAUGACUGGGUCUGGGACCGCCCUUUCGAGGCUGGGUGCACCUGAUAUUGGACUCGCUACACUUAACGACAUGAGAGAGAACGCAUCUCUCAUCGCGAGCUUGGAUCCUUCGGUACCUCUUAUCGCAGAUGCGGACACAGGAUAUGGAGGUCCACUCAUGGUCGGCCGCACUGUUGCUCAGUAUAUACAGGCUGGAGUAGCGGGACUUCAUUUGGAAGACCAGGUUGCAAACAAGAGAUGUGGCCAUCUCCGCAACAAAGAGUUAGCCCCUGAGCAAGAGUAUGUCUCCCGCAUUCGGGCAGCAGUGAACAUGCGCGCACAGCUAGGCAGUGAUAUUGUGAUCAUUGCCCGCACAGAUGCCCUACAGUCAUUGGGAUUUGAGGCGGCUUUGGACAGAUUGAAGAAGGCCAUUGCUGUAGGAGCGGAUUUGGCAUUCCUGGAAGGAAUCAAGACCAAAGAAGAAGCCGAAAGAGUGUGUCGGGAGCUCCAUCCAGUCCCCGUUUUGUACAACAUGGUGCAAGGAGGUGUGUCACCGCGCUUAACGGUGGCAGAAGCAAAAGCAAUUGGCUUCCGUGUUAUAAUAUACCCCUCCAUUGCGACGCGUGCAGCCUUUUUAGCAAUCACAGAAUCCAUGACUAUGCUGAAGGCCCAAGGAGACUAUCUCGAUGAAACUGGAAAGAUUGGGCCAACGGCUGUCUACAAUGUGUGUGGAUUGAAAGCAGCCAUGGAUUUCGAUAAAGCAGCUGGGAGCAACACGUACGAUGAUGGAGUAUGA